AUGAAGCACACACUGGUGGCUGUGCUUUUCCUCAUGCAGGGCAUAAGUGCUCUGGCUGUGACGACAGCAGCAGCGGGAGCGACUGCUCAUCUCAGUACGAUGGUUCCAUAUCUGACUCAGCCUAGGAAUAUGAAUGGCAAAUUGCACACUUCCCCAAAGCUCUUUGCCAAUGUGUCUGGCUCUGUGAAUGAUGAGGGAACUUGUGAGUGCUCUGUAUACUUGCCGGAUACCACCUUUCCAGUGCAGAAGGUUGAGCAAUUGGAAAUUAUGACCACAACGCUCUCAAAGAAGUUUGAGGCAGAGCUUUCUAAAGUUAGAGAGUACUCAAAAAAAAUUGAACUGUAUCAGCAGCAGAUCCUCAAUCUAACCAUCAGAGUGCAACAAGUGGAGACGGGUGGUGUAUCUUACACAGAACUGGACUUCCAGUUACUGAAAGUGGAAAUCAGUGACCUAGAGAGACUGGUCACUCAGCUGAAACCCAGCCUUGUUGGAAGCAGUGCCAUCGUUGAGCAAAUAUAUUUAGAGAUCACUAAUCUGACUAUACUGGUAAAUGAACUAGAGUCACUGGACAAAAACAAUGUCCUUGCAAUUCGUCGACAAAUUGCAUCUCUGCAGAAUCGAUUGAAAGAGUGUGAAGAGAAUGCAACCAAAACUACACCACCCCCUUAUUUCCCACCAGGUACCUGCAUUCACCGUGGACCAAUGAAUGUUAGCCAGCCUUAUGUUGCCAAGCUGAACUGGAGAGGAUUUUCCUACAAAUAUGGGUCCUGGGGUAGAGAUUACUAUCCCUCUAACCCAGAGAAGGAAGUCUAUUGGGUUGCACCAUUGAACACCGAUGGGAGAUACUUAGAAUACUUCAGAAUUUAUAGGUCCUUUGAUGAUUUGCUGCUGUUUAAAUACAUGUAUGAAAGGAGAAUAACAUAUGGGGAAGGAAGUGGUGCUGCCAUGUACAAAAAUCAUUUGUACUAUCAUGCUUAUGGUUCGAGAUAUAUGGUGAAGCAUGAUAUAAAAACAAACACGCAGGUUUUAAGGAAGGAGCUCCCAGGUGCUGCUAUUGGUAACCGCUUCUCUUAUGCAGGUGUAGCAUGGCAGGACAUAGAUUUUGCUGUGGAUGAAAGUGGGUUAUGGGUAAUAUAUUCAACUGAAAAUAAUGUGGGUAACAUUGUGAUUAGCAAGCUCAAUGAGACCACACUUGAUGUGCUAAAUACUUGGCAGACGAGACAGUACAAGCCAUCUGUUUCCAAUGCUUUCAUGUUAUGUGGUGUUCUUUAUGCCACAAGGCCAUUGAACACUAAGAAAGAGGAGAUCUUCUACAUGUAUGACACAAGUACUGGCCAAGAAGGUAGAAUUAGUAUCAUUAUGGACAAAAAGUUAGAUACAAUCCAGAGUAUUGAUUAUAGCCCCACAGAUCAGAAACUGUAUGUUUACAGCGAUGGUUACCUUGUAAGAUAUGAUGUGACUUUUCAGCCUUAG
This is a messenger RNA of Cinclus cinclus, 1473 nucleotides long. RefSeq names its product olfactomedin 4 (gene OLFM4). The record is from RefSeq and is a predicted model, not a curated record. Bases 1 to 1473 code for a protein of 490 amino acids. Gene Ontology annotation, biological process: signal transduction. The transcript is spliced from 6 exons. Lineage: Eukaryota; Metazoa; Chordata; Aves; Passeriformes; Cinclidae.